Molecule: messenger RNA, 8576 nt
Organism: Mus musculus (house mouse)
Lineage: Eukaryota; Metazoa; Chordata; Mammalia; Rodentia; Muridae
Gene: Marchf4
Product: membrane associated ring-CH-type finger 4
Exons: 5
Coding region: 1223-2206 (327 amino acids)
Biological process (GO): protein ubiquitination
Cellular component (GO): Golgi stack; trans-Golgi network; Golgi membrane
Molecular function (GO): ubiquitin-protein transferase activity; ubiquitin protein ligase activity; zinc ion binding
Source: RefSeq, a predicted model, not a curated record
AGAGGACCAGCUGGAGCAGCCCCCGCCUGGGAGACACCAGGACGCAGACCAGCAGUCGCUUCUGCCGCCACAGCAGCAGCGCCGGGCGCGUGCAGACCCAGAGCAGGAGGAGGAGGGCGACAGCGACCCAGAAGAGGACGAGGAGGAGAAAGCGAAGCCACUCUCCAGCCCGGACCUGCCCAUUUUCCAGCUCUCGAACCUCGCCCGAAGGGACCUUUGAUGGAACCAAGGGGAGGGGCCUCCGACUUACAGACUGCAGCUGGAGUGGGCUGGGGGCUGAGAUCAUGUAACUAUUCCCCUUUACUCUCCCCUCCCACAAGCCCCUCUUCGCUACCUCCUUUCUCAGAUCCUUCUGUCACCUUCUCAACCCCAAACACACACCCUUCCUCUAUUCAGGACCUUAAGCUCUGGAAGGCAGCAGCCCUCCGAGGGUUAAGGAUCUCUUUUUCCUCCAUCCUUUCCCGGUCCACCGCCCUAUAUCCCACCUCUUCUGUGUAGCCUUUUGGCUGCAUAGGCGAAGCACAAGGCGAAGCUCUUUGCCCAAUUUCACCCACAACCAGCCCCCCUAAUUCCUCUCUUAAAAGCAACUCUGGUGCUGCUGGAGGUCAAUUGUCCUGGUUUUCUGCCCAAGAGAAUUAGGACGUCUUCUACCCCCACCCAAUCUUGCCUUUCCCCAACCACUUCAUACUACCUGAGACAGUCUGUCUUUCUCUCUCUCUCAUGUGCAAUUCUCAAUUCUUUACUGAGCUGAGUUCCCUAAGCUGCUCCAAAUUUGAUUUAUAUCCACCGUUUUUAUAUAAAAGAGAUUUACCACAGCCUAGAGAAUUGAGAAGAACCUAGCAACCCUUUCUUUGGGAACUUUUAACUAUUAGACAUUGGUCAUGCAUCCCAGCCCCGAUGCUUCUGUUGCCCUACUCCCAGCAGUGUUCAGGGGUCAAAGACAGAAAGGAGACAGCAGCCAGAACUAAGUCUGAGGUUGGGGCGGGGCUGCUAGAGCAAGAAAAACUUUUUUUACUUUGCAUUUCCUUAGUAGCGUUCAGAAUCAUUGACUCACAGUUGUCAGUCCAAGAGGGUAAUUUAUUUGCUGCUUGGAGGGGUUAUAAGAAGAGCCAAUAAGAAAGGUUCCUCCAUAACACAGGAACACUGUGGACCCCAAGCCCCACCCUACCCACCUCUUCAAAGACUCCAGCUGCCCCUCUCCAGUCCUCUGCUUCCCUAUCACAUGCUCAUGCCCCUGGGUGGGCUGCUGUGGUGGUGGUGCUGCUGCUGCGGCUGGUACAGCUGUGGACUGUGCACCCCAGCUCCCCAGAUGUUGCGCCACCAGGGUCUCCUCAAGUGCCGCUGUCGAAUGCUCUUCAAUGACCUGAAGGUUUUCCUACUGAGGCGCCCCCCUCCAGCGCCCCUGCCCAUGCACGGCGACCCUCAGCUCCCUGGUGUGGCGGCCAACAACAACACCCUUCCGGCUCUGGGUGCCGGGGGGUGGGCAGGCUGGAGGGGCCCCCGAGAAGCGGUGGGCAGGGAGACCCCUCCUCUGCCACCUCCACCACCUUUGCCUCCUUCUGGGGAUGAUGACUGGGAUGGCCCAGCCACAGGGCCACCUGCCUCCCUGCUCAGCAGUGCUUCCUCUGAUGAAUUCUGUAAGGAGAAAACUGAGGACUGCUACUCUCUGGGAAGUAGCUUGGACAGUGGUAUGAGAACUCCCCUCUGCCGCAUCUGUUUCCAGGGACCAGAACAGGGAGAGCUGCUAAGCCCAUGCCGUUGUGAUGGUUCAGUCAAAUGUACACACCAGCCAUGUCUCAUCAAAUGGAUCAGUGAAAGGGGCUGCUGGAGUUGUGAGCUGUGCUACUACAAGUACCAUGUCAUCGCCAUAAGCACAAAGAAUCCUCUACAGUGGCAGGCCAUAUCCCUGACGGUCAUCGAGAAGGUUCAAAUUGCAGCCGCCAUCUUGGGUUCUCUCUUCCUCAUCGCCAGUAUCUCUUGGCUCAUCUGGUCGACCUUCAGUCCCUCAGCAAAAUGGCAACGUCAAGACCUCCUCUUCCAGAUCUGCUAUGGGAUGUAUGGCUUCAUGGACGUGGUGUGCAUAGGCUUCUUAUGGAUCUGUUUUGUCCUGGGUGAGCAGAGAGGCUGCAACGGUUCUGACUCAGAAGUCUCAAGACACAUUCUGUACCUUGAUGAAAAGCAACCAGCCCCAUCAGGUGGCUGCUAGGAAGAAAGAGUGUAUCCAGACAUGCUAUUCCUUCCUAAUGAUGUUCACCAAUAUAGAUAAAGUAUUUCUUUGUUUCAAUUAUAAAAAAAAAAUAAUAAAAAGUUACCAUCGCAAAAAAAAAAGGAUAUCUGCCACAUAUAUUUUACAUGGAUGUUCAGUAUCCAAACUCAGUUCUUCAUGUGUGUACAUCAAGCGCUUUAUUAAAUCUCUUCCUCUUCCUCCUCCUCUUUUUUUUAAAUUAAAAUGUAGCCAGACAGUGGUGGCACACGCCUUUAACCCUAGCACUUGGGAGGCAUAGACAGGCAGAUCUCUAAGUUUGAGGCCAAUUGGGUCUACAGAGUAAGUUCUAGGACAACCAGGGCUACACAAACAAACCCUGUCUCAGUGGGUGGGGGGUGGGGGUGGGGAGAAUGAAAAAUGAAAUAUAAAAUGUAGUGCAUUCCGUGCAGUAGAGGGAUAGGGAUAAGAGGCAGUGCUGCUCAUCAUAGCCCUCCCUAGUCACCAUCAAAAUCACCCCAGGCUAUUGUGAGAUGCAGGUUCUCAGGCCUGGCCCCAGACCUACUGUCUCAGGCUUCCCAAGGAUAGAGCCAGGAACCUGUGAAUUACUGAACAUUCUAAUAUACACUUAAGCCUGAAAAGCGCUAUUUUAGACUUGUCAACAACUUUCAUGUCAUUUAAAUCAGGACACUAGUGAGACAUGAGGGUGUGGAGGUGACUUCUGGGUCACUGAGGCCAUGAGAGGUUUCCCUAUAGACUUCUUGAUCAACUUGGUUGGAACUGUGAUUGGACACAUGGUGGGAAGCAGUAUUGUGACCAUGGCAGGGGCUCAGAGACAUAGAGUGGGCACCCAGAAAAGACAGCAUCAGAUUAAGUUGUGUCUCUCUCACACAAAAAAACCCAAUGGUCAAAAUGCACUAAGGGAAGGUUGGGUUUUUUUGUUUUUUUGGUCUUUUGUUUUUUUUAGAGAACUCCUUGCUGUUGCUAUGGUUAUAGGGUGCGGAGGAGCUAUGCAAGUGGGACUACCUAUUCGUGGUGGCCAGCCUUUUCAUUCCUCACAGUCUAAGCAAAAGGCCAUUUCAGCUUAAGAUAAAGAUAAAGGGAGAGUGACAAAAGAGAUGUCUAACAACCUGUAGCACCUAUAACCCUGUGAGAAAGAGACGCCCAAAAGCUGGAAACACUUUAAAGAGAUGAAGUGUUUGCUCUUCUGAAACUGGAUUUAUCACAAAUACAACCAAGAUGUGGGUGCAUUGCAAAUAAUUGCUCAGUGGCUGUUAAAUUGCUUAGAAAAUCUCAGGAAAGAACUCAGUUAAAAUUUACUACAUUUCUGUACUCCCAUCCCUCCCUCUUUCCCCCUCUCUCUCCUACCCUGUCUCCUUCCAUCCUCCCCUCUCUCCCUCCCUUUCUCCAUCUAUUUCUUUUUUCCUUUCUGGCUUGCUUUUGAAACAGGGUCUCAUGCAACCCAGGCUGGCUUCAAACUCUCUGUGUAGCCAAUGAUGACCUCACCAGCCAUGUGCUAAAGAUUCCAGGCUUGCCCCACCACACUGGUUUAUGCAGUACUGGCAAGCAUUCUACCGAUAGAGCUACAGCCUCAUCCCUUCCUUCUCCUAUGCCCAGACUCUUCACCAAUAGCCCUCUUUGUUCACCUGCAUCCCAGCUCUUUCUCAGUUCACAGCUGAUUCCUACCCCUCAUUCUUCUUGGCCGCCAUGUUGACUGACUGCCAUCGGCCCCAGCAGAUGAGCCCAAACUCAUCCUCCUCCGUUUUAAAUAAUUCCUCAUUGCAAGGAAUCGAUAAGUAAUUUCUGAAGCAGAAGGCUGAGGGGAGUGGAUGUGAAUGAGGUAGUUUAUGUUUUUCCAACUUUUCCCAAAUAAGUGUUAUCUAGAAAAACAGGUGCACUCCUCCCCCCUCAGCCACCUAGCCAUUAAAACGGUUUAAUUACUGCCUGAACACUAGACAGGCAAUUAAAAGCAGCAUUCAAACUGAAAAUUUAAGGCACCCUCUUCAAUCAGAGUAAAACUGUCUGAUCGAGAAGCUAAUUAAAAAUGGAGUGUAGAUUCCAGCCAGGAAGUUGGGGGCCUCAAAAGCCCCCAGUUCUCUGUACCAAGGCUCCUCCUUAGUAACUCUCGGAGAUGCUCCCAGUGCAGCAUUGGCUGCGGAGACUCAGUCAGAGCCUGUCAUCUGGAAAAUGGCAAAGGCAGCAUAUGCAAACAAGGUACGCCGGAGAAACAGAUGAACAAAUGACCUCAGUACCAUCAAUGCAUAGGUAUACAUUUAAGGGUAAGCAGAAGUAAUGGGAGUGGGCACCCUGGUGGAAGAGGGGAAGCCUAUUUGUCUAGUACCCAUCACACUGAGCAAGGGGGCUCACAGGGGGUCUUUAGGAAAUUAUGUUCCCUCUAAACUAUUAGGACACUUUAGAUGUUGGUGUUUCCUCUCCGAGAGAUGGUGUUUACCCAGGGCUAGGAACCAAUGUGUCUUUCAGUGAACCCUUGAAGAUACAGAGAGAGAAAUGCAAUUUCAGGAGCUGCUGGAUAGUGGAAGAAGUGGCAGUGGGUGACUGCUCUCCUCUCCCAGCAUCUGCAUCUGCCUUUCAGGCUCUGUUCCCACCCCCAUGAUGCUCUGGGAUCACAACUGGUAGAUCCUCAGAGGGGAAGGAGCAGGGUGGGAAGUCUGGGAGCUAAGUGGCCUCAGGCGGCAGUGGGUGUGAGCACAGAACAGAACGAGGCAGCUUCAGUGAGAUAGCUCAUUUUAAUGGGGGAACAAAGACUAUUUAAACAUUUGGGAAGUGAGGGUACAGCAUUGGCAGGGGCCAGGGUGCUAGAGGUGCCUCAUUAGCACAAGGAGGUGCUUCUUGGACAUGACUUUAUAAGGGGAAAGGAACUUUAACCUGCUUACAUGUCAUCCUGCAGUGGGGCAAAGGUUGGGGUACAGGGCUAUGUACACCCAACACGCAGGCCCAGGGCAGGGCACUAAUGACCCUACUCCUGCUAACCUCAGGAUAAGAUUUCCAGAGUCUGGACAUGUCUCAACCCUACUCUUGCUCCAGGCUUGUUCCUUGGGGCUCCCCAUUUCCCUAUCCCCCACAUGCAUUAAAGCAGACUUGGGCUAUGGUAAGCAGUCCAUGCUGUUCCUAUGAGCUAGCUCUUGCCCUGAGGUUUCCGUGGCCGCAGGACAAAUCCCACCUUGUCAUUCAUAGCAAGCCAUCUCCACUGUCACAGGCUCAGCCUUCCAACCUCUUCGUUCUUCAGACAAGCAUCCUCUUCUUGUCUUGCUCAUUCCUUCCGCCACUUUCCAUGGUGACCUCUGGACAGCUCUGGGUGCUUCUUUCAUCAGAGCAGCUGGACUCUAAGAUACUGCAUCCCUGUAUCUGUCUCUAUAGUGGCUGUUCAUCCCUUCUCAGGCUGUGGGCCAAGAAGUAGUCCACAGGCAUCUCUCUACCUGCUGGGACAUCCAUGCUGUCAUUGAUCCUCCAUCUUUCAGAAGACCCCUUUUAAGUGCAUCCCUCUUUCUUUACCCCCUUUCUCCUCACUGCCUCUGGCUACUGGCUGGCCUCCCUGAGGGAGGGAUCUGAUGGAGACAUACUAUAUAGGGUUGAGUAUCCCAAAGUCUCUCACUCUCUGCAUGAUGUCUGGCUGGGUCUCUGUAUUUGUUCCCAUCUGCUGCAGGAGAACGCUUCUCUGACAAUGGCCGAGAAGGGCACCGAUUACAUUUGUCUUUCUGGAUCUGAGCUACCUCGCUCCACGUGAUUUUUUUCUAGUGUGUUUUGUUUUCUAAUACAGCUGUACUCCAGCACUUAUAUUGACUUUGGUUUCAUCUUUUUCUUGCAAGUGACUUCUUUUGUCUUAUUCUGUCUACUAAUUAUCUAUUAAGGCAUUCCACUAAUUAAAAAAUGCAUAGCAGUCUUAUAGUAUCUUAUGAACUGUAUUUCAGGAUAGGAAAGGGGAUGCUAAAACAUACUUGGGGGUUAUAUAUAGGACCAUUAACUAAACUGUUUGGCUUGAAAACAUGAAGACCCUGAGUGGGCUCUGGGAAUCCAAGCAUAGGACAAGCGCUUUACCCUGAGUCAUGUCCCCAGCCAUGGUGAGAGACUUCUUGAAAUAUCAUCACAUAGCAAAACAUAGGACACGUGAAAACCAACUGUCAGUCAAGGCUCUUGGUAAGGCAUGUAAUCUGUUCAUGAGGAGUGCAUUCUUGUGGCCUAAUCACUGUGUAAGAGGACCCAAUUUUCAAUACUAACUCAUUACUAACCUCUGAGUGUUUAAGAAGAUGCACUUAAACAACAGUACCACCUCCGUUCCCCAAAAUUCUAGCACCAUCUGUCUUAGUUAGUUUUAGUUAGGGUUUCUAUUACUACAACAAAAUGCCAUGACUGAAAAGCAAGUUGAAAAUGAAAGGUUUACUUACACAUCGCUGUCCAUCACCCAGGGAAAUCAGUAUAGGAAUCCAAUCAGGAGAGGCUCUUGGAGGCAGGAGCUGAGGCAGAGGUCGUGGAGGAUGCUACUUACUGACUUGCUUCUCAUGGCUUGCUCAGCCUGCUCUCUUGUAGAACCCACCAGCCCAGGGAUGGCAUCACCUACCAUGGGCUGGGCCCUUUCCCAUUGAUCACUAAUUCAGAAAAUGCCUUACAGUUGAAUCUCAUGGAGACAUUUCCUCAACUGAGGCUCCUUCCUCUCUGAUGACUCUAGUUUGUGUGAAAUUGACACAAAACCAGCCAGUGCAUCAUCUAAGUUCUCAGCUUCAAUCUUAUUGCCGUUUGAUCGACCAGUUGGAUUUUUAGCAGACAUCUUAAACUUACCAUAACUAAGAUGUGACUGUUAAUACUGCAGUAAGGUGAAGAAUGGCCCCCAAAGACACACAGGGCCUCAUCCUGAAACUGUUAACCUUUUGUGACAGGACUCUGCAAACAUGGCUAAUUUGAGCAUCUUGAAGUGAGGAAAUUAUCUUGAGUUAUUCCAGUGGUCCCUCCACGUAAUCACUAGAGUUCUUAUUAAUAGAAUAUCAAAGAAAAAUGUGAUGACAGAUUAAUAAAUGUGAUGACAGAAGAAAGAGGGUGGGAUGAUGUGAGAAAGAGGGAAAGACAAUGGCCAUUUCUAGAAGUUGAAAAAGGUAAGGAAAUAUUCUCCCUCCAAGGCUUCUGGGGGUAUAGGCCCCAGUGAUGUUUGCACUUUGGCCUGGUAAGACCGACCCCAGAACUGUAAGAGAGCAUAUUUGUACCACUGUGGGCUACCUGUUACCCUCCGGACAGUUAUUAUAGCAGCCAUAGUGAAUUAAUAGUCACCAUCACCAUGCAGCUCCACACGCCAGCCCUGGGACCAUCGAUGUCUCUGCAAAUGAUCCUCACCAUCCAGCUGUGGCAUCAGAACCUUCAGAGCUUCCAGAUGCUUCUUGUGCCCACAGCUCACUUGUCAGCCAGACUGUCAGCAAUACCCACAGCAUACAUCCUGACUCCAAGACAUCUCACGCACGGCACUGCCCUGUCCCCAGCACCACAGUUUCCAGCUUCAAUUACCGCUUCCCUUCCUGCUUCAUUUUAGAAUAAUUCUAUACGUGACCCUUCUGGAGCACCAGCGAAUUUUCUUAGAGAGAAAAUCUUUCAAUGCCAUUCCUCCUUCCAAAUCUACUCGGUUGCCUCUCAUUACCCUGGAUACAAUGCAAGACACGAUCAUAACGGGGGCUCCGGCCACCUUCUCCUCCGCUUGCCACAUCCACGGGCUUGCGCUGCGGUAGGCACGCCAACCUCAGUUUCAACCUUGGUCAUCGCAUUCCUGCCUCCUGGCUUGUGCACUUGCGUUUCCCACCAGAGAUGAGUGCCCUCUCCAGAUCUUUGCACACAACUCUCCUUCUCAUUUAAGUCUCAACUUAAACUUGCCAAUUCCUCUGAAACUUGCUUCUUUCUUCCCUCUUGCCAAAACAAGACCCCAGUUGCCUGCAGCUAAGGGCUAUUUAAUCCUAUUUCAUCUUCCUCCUAGCAUGUGCCCACACAGGAAGAGAGUCUGGUGGAUUCAUUUGUACAUUUUGUAUAUGCCUCUUAACUUAAACAUAAGCUCUCUAAGGAAAGGACUUCCCAUCUCAGGCACUGCCCCAUCCUAAGUGCUUUGCACACAGUAGGCCUAAAAUUGAUAUCCAUUUGCCUUGUUGCCAGACAUGGUUUGUUUCCAAUGGCUCCCAAUGGAUUUGGCCAAUAUAACUGCAAGGAUGUUCAGACGGCCACGGGGAUCCGUAUUUCAGUAGCAUUGGCUGUGCAAAGAGCUAGAGCGGAGUUUCAGUUCCCAUUCAGCAGGACCACGAUGACCACAGGAUUUCAUGGCUGUUGCCCUUUAAAAGCACAUGAUUCAUUCAACACCUGGUAAGCACAGGGCAUCAUGAAUAUGUAA